Molecule: messenger RNA, 2973 nt
Organism: Peromyscus maniculatus bairdii (prairie deer mouse)
Lineage: Eukaryota; Metazoa; Chordata; Mammalia; Rodentia; Cricetidae
Source: RefSeq, a predicted model, not a curated record
UGCAUAGAUUAGCAGAGUGAAUCCAUGUUUUUCCCCUUGUUUAUUUGUCUAGGGUGUUGGACCUCAGGAAUAUACCCUAGUUAAACUGAAGGUGCUUGAACCGUACCCAUCAAAAUUAAGUGGCCUGAAAGGGAAAAAUCUCUUCCUAGUAGCUGCUACCCUUAGACCUGAGACUAUGUUUGGACAGACAAACUGUUGGGUUCGGCCUGAUAUGAAGUACAUUGGGUUUGAGACAGCGAAUGGUGAUAUAUUCAUCUGCACCCAGAGAGCGGCCAGGAAUAUGUCAUACCAAGGCUUCACCAAGCACAAUGGAGUGGUGCCUGUUGUGAAGGAAUUAAUGGGGGAGGAAAUCCUUGGUGCUUCACUUUCUGCACCCCUGACAUGCUAUAAGGUGGUCUACGUUCUCCCUAUGCUCACCAUUAAGGAGGACAAAGGCACUGGUGUGGUCACGAGCGUUCCUUCUGAUUCCCCGGAUGAUCUUGCAGCGCUCAGAGACUUGAAGAAAAAGCAAGCAUUCCGAGCAAAAUACGGAAUUAGAGAUGACAUGGUCCUGCCGUUUGAGCCGGUGCCGGUCCUUGAAAUCCCAGGGAUUGGAACUCUGCCUGCUGUGACCCUUUGUGAUGAGCUGAAAAUUCAGAGCCAGAAUGACCGUGAAAAACUUGCAGAAGCAAAGGAGAAAUUGUAUUUAAGAGGAUUUUAUGAUGGCGUAAUGUUGGUGGAUGGAUUUAAAGGACAGAAGAUCCAAAACGUAAAGAAGACUAUUCAGAAAAACAUGAUUGACUCUGGGGAUGCACUUAUCUACAUGGAACCAGAAAAACAAGUGAUGUCGAGGUCUUCAGAUGAAUGUGUCGUGGCCCUGUGUGACCAGUGGUACUUGGACUAUGGAGACGAGAGCUGGAAGAAAGAGACAUUUCAGUGUUUGAAGAACAUGGAAACGUACUGCGAGGAGAGCAGGAAGAAUUUUGAGGCUUCUUUAGACUGGCUGCAAGAACAUGCUUGCUCAAGAACGUACGGCUUAGGCACUCGUCUGCCUUGGGAUGAGCAGUGGUUGAUUGAGUCACUGUCAGAUUCCACUAUUUACAUGGCAUUUUACACAGUAGCACACCUGUUGCAGGGGAAUGACCUGCGAGGGCAGGCAGAGUCUCCACUGGGCAUCAGACCCCAGCAGAUGACUAAGGAAGUUUGGGAUUAUGUGUUCUUCAAGGAUGCUCCAUUUCCUAAGACUCAAAUUCCAAAGGAAAAACUGGAUCAGCUGAAGCAGGAGUUUGAGUUCUGGUAUCCAGUGGACCUUCGAGCCUCUGGCAAAGAUCUGAUUCCAAAUCAUCUUUCAUAUUACAUUUACAACCAUGUGGCCAUGUGGCCGGAACAAAGUGACAAGUGGCCCGUGGCUGUGCGAGCAAAUGGACACCUGCUGCUCAACUCAGAGAAGAUGUCAAAAUCUACGGGCAAUUUCCUCACUUUGAGCCAAGCUGUUGACAAAUUUUCAGCUGAUGGAAUGCGCCUGGCUCUGGCUGAUGCUGGUGACACUGUUGAAGAUGCCAAUUUUGUGGAAGCCAUGGCAGACGCAGGUAUCCUCCGUUUGUACACAUGGGUAGAGUGGGUCAAAGAAAUGCUCGCCAACUGCGACAGCCUCAGAAGUGGACCUGCCAGCUCGUUCAAUGAUCGUGUGUUUGCCAGUGAAAUGAAUGCAGGAAUUAUAAAAACAGAUCAAAACUAUGAAAAAAUGAUGUUUAAAGAAGCUUUGAAAACAGGUUUUUUUGAGUUUCAGGCUUCGAAAGAUAAAUACCGUGAACUGGCCACAGAAGGGAUGCACAGAGAGCUUGUGUUCCGGUUUAUUGAAGUUCAGACAAUUCUUCUUGCUCCCUUCUGUCCACAUUUGUGUGAGCACAUCUGGACACUGCUGGGAAAGCCUGAUUCAAUUAUGAAUGCCUCAUGGCCUGUGGCAGGUCCUGUGGAUGAAUCUUUGAUCCGUUCCUCACAGUAUCUCAUGGAAGUAGCACAUGACCUUAGAUUACGUCUCAAGAAUUACAUGAUGCCUGCUAAAGGGAAGAAGACUGACAAGCAACCACCACAGAGGCCCUCACACUGCACCAUCUACGUGGCAAAGAACUACCCUCUCUGGCAGCACGUCACCCUGUCGGUCCUGCGAAGUCACUUUGAGGCCAACGGUGGAAAAUUGCCUGAUAACAAAGUCAUUGCUUGUGAACUAGGCAAUUUGCCAGAAUUGAAGAAAUAUAUGAAGAAAGUUAUGCCAUUUGUUGCCAUGAUUAAGGAAAAUAUGGAGAAGAAAGGGCCUCGAGUCUUGGAUUUACAGUUGGAAUUUGAUGAGCUGGCAGUACUUAUGGAGAACAUAGUCUACCUAACAAAUUCUCUCGAGCUAGAACAUAUAGAAGUCAAGUUUGCCUCUGAAGCUGAAGAUAAAGUCAGGGAAGAAUGUUGUCCUGGGAAGCCGCUUAAUGUUUUCAGAACAGAACCUGGUGUGUCAAUUUUCCUAGUAAAUCCCCAGCCAUCCAAUGGCCACUUCUCAACCAAAAUCGAUGUCAGGCAAGGAGACAGCUGUGAGUCCAUCAUCAGACGCUUAAUGAAAAUGGACCGAGGAAUCAAAGAUCUUUCCAAAGUGAAACUGAUGAGGUUUGAUGAUCCUCUGCUGGGGCCUCGACGAGUUCCAGUCCUAGGGAGAGAACACAGUGAGAAGACACUCAUUUCCGAAAAUGCUGUUUUCCAUGUGGAUCUAGUGAGCAAGAAAGUUCACCUCACGGAGAAUGGGCUACGCACGGAUAUUGGUGACACAAUGGUCUAUCUGGUUCACUGAGCUCAUGCAAAUUGGAGAUUUAAUAUGGUUUCUAAGGUACUUCUGCCCUGAGAAUCUCAAGCUAGAUCUACAUAGACUUCAUUUCUAACUGUUGGAUUCUGUAUGUAAUCAUAGUUAUAUCAGUUCUCCUUGAUUUCUAAAAUAAACUUGCAUUUUUUUCA